Molecule: messenger RNA, 8318 nt
Organism: Orcinus orca (killer whale)
Lineage: Eukaryota; Metazoa; Chordata; Mammalia; Artiodactyla; Delphinidae
Gene: SNX29
Product: sorting nexin 29
Exons: 22
Coding region: 113-2632 (839 amino acids)
Molecular function (GO): phosphatidylinositol binding
Source: RefSeq, a predicted model, not a curated record
CAGGCAGGGCGGGGCGCGCCGUCUCCUGGCCUGUCUGGAGGGCGGCAGCGGCAGUGGCGGCAGUGGCGGCAGUGGCGGCGGCACGGCAGGCACCGGCCCGGGGAGCGGCACCAUGAGCGGAUCACAGAACAAUGACAUGAAAAGACAAUUUCUGCUGGAGCGACUGCUGGAUGCAGUGAAACAGUGCCAGAUCCGCUUUGGAGGGAGAAAGGAGAUCGCCUCAGAUUCCGACAGCAGGGUAACCUGUCUGUGUGCCCAGUUUGAGGCCGUCCUGCAGCAUGGCUUGAAGAGGAGUCGAGGAUUAGCACUAACAGCAGCCGCGAUCAAACAGGCAGCAGGCUUCUCCAGCAAAACCGAAACAGCGGGCAAGGCAAUCAUCGUGCGGGACUGGUGGGGGCCAGUGGCACGUGGUGGUGCAGAAAUCCGUGAGCCCGUGUUCUGGUUCUAUGUGAAGGAGGUCCUCAGCAAGCAUGAGCUGCAGCGCUUCUACGCCUUGCGCCACAUCGCCUCGGACGUGGGCCGCGGCCGUGCCUGGCUACGCUGCGCCCUCAAUGAACACUCCCUGGAGCGCUACCUACACAUGCUCCUGGCCGACCACAGCAGGCUCAGCACUUUUUAUGAAGACUGGGCUUUUGUGAUGGAUGAAGAAAGGUCUAGCAUGCUUCCUACCAUGGCAGCUGGUCUGAACUCCAUACUCUUCGCGAUUAACAUCGACAACAAGGAUUUAAACGGGCAGAGUAAGUUUGCUCCCACCGUCUCGGACCUCUUGAAGGAAUCCACGCAGAAUGUGACCUCCCUGCUGAAGGAAUCCACGCAAGGAGUGAGCAGCCUUUUCAGGGAGAUCACGGCAUCCUCGGCUGUCUCCAUCCUCAUCAGGCCUGAGCAGGAGACUGAUCACCUGCCCGUCGUGUCCAAGCACAUCAGUGCCGAUGCCAAGUGUAAAAGGGAGAGGAAGAAGAAAAAGAAGGUGACUAACAUCAUCUCGUUUGAUGACGAGGAAGACGAGCAGAGCUCUGGGGAUGUUUUUAAGAAGAUCCCUGGGGCGGGGGAAAGCUCGGAGGAGAACUCCGACCGCUCCUCGGUCAAUAUCAUGACGGCCUUUGAAAGCCCCUUUGGGCCAAAUUCCAACGGAAGUCAGAGCAGCAACUCAUGGAAAAUCGAUUCUCUGUCUUUGAACGGGGAGUUUGGGUACCAGAAGCUCGAUGUGAAAAGCAUCGAUGAUGAAGACGUGGACGAGAAUGAGGACGACGUGUACGGGAGCACACCUGGAAAGAAGUGCCCGGGCCGCUCGGAGUCGCCGGAGAAGCCGCUAGACGGGGCUGCCUGCCUCUCCCAGAUGCACAGCUGGGCUCCACUGCACGUGCUGCAUGGCGACGCCGAUGUGCUCUUCCCGGUCAGUGGCGUGGGCUCCUACAGCCCUGCAGAUACCCCCCUCGGGAGCCUGGAGAACGGGACAGGACCCGAUGACCACGUCCUUCCAGAGCCUGGACCUCGGUACAGUGUGGAAGCCAGUCCUGCAGGCCAAGGAAGUCCUCUGAGCAGCCUGUUACCUUCUGCCUCGGUGCCAGAGUCCAUGACAAUUAGUGAACUGCGACAGGCCAUCGUGGCCAUGAUGACCAGGAAGGAUGAACUGGAAGAAGAGAACAGGUCACUGCGGAACCUGCUUGACGGUGAGAUGGAGCACUCGGCCGUGCUCCGCCAAGAGGUCGACACCUUGAAACGGAAGGUGGCCGAACAGGAGGAGCGGCACAUCACAAAGAUCCAGGCGUUGGCAAGAGAAAACGAGGUGCUCAAAGUCCAACUGAAGAAAUACGUGGGAGCUGUCCAGAUGCUGAAAAGAGAAGGUCAAACAGCUGAAGUUGUACCAAAUCUUUGGAAUGUCGAUGGAGAAGUUACAGUCACUGACCAGAAGCCGGGAGAAGUUGCCGAGGAACUAGCCAGCUCCUAUGAAAGGAAGCUCAUUGAGGUGGCAGAGAUGCACGGGGAGCUGAUCGAGUUCAAUGAGCGCCUGCACCGGGCCCUGGUGGCCAAGGAAGCCCUCGUGUCCCAGAUGAGGCAGGAGCUCAUCGACCUUCGGGGGCCGGUGCCUGGAGAUUUGAGUCAAACAUCCGAAGACCAGAGUUUGUCAGAUUUUGAAACAUCAAACCGAGCGCUGAUCAACGUCUGGAUCCCGUCAGUGUUUCUCCGGGGCAAGGCCGCCAAUGCGUUCCACGUGUAUCAGGUCUACAUCCGGAUAAAAGACAAUGAGUGGAACGUCUAUCGGCGGUACACGGAGUUCAGGAGUUUGCACCACAAGUUACAGGACAAGUACCCUCAAGUGAGGGCCUACAACUUCCCACCCAAAAAGGCCAUUGGAAACAAGGACGCCAAGUUUGUGGAGGAACGCAGGAAGCAGCUCCAGAACUACCUGCGCAGCGUCAUGAACAAAGUCAUCCAGGUGGUCCCCGAGUUUGCCGCCAGCCCCCAGAAAGAGACCCUGGUCCAGCUGAUGCCCUUCUUUAUUGACGUCACCCCUCCCGGAGAACCGCUGACCAAGAACAGCCGGCCCAAAGUGGCUUCCCGCUUCCCCAAGCUGUCCCGAGGUCACCCCAGGGAGACGCGCAACGUGGAGCCCCAGAGCGGCGACCUCUGACCUCGAUGGCCACCCAGACUCGGGCCCUACGUGCUGCGCCAGCUGCCUCCACCCAGGCCACGGCAGCUGGCCCCUUCCACCUCGGAGGGACAACCCUGUCCCCCCAGUGAACCCCAGAGAGCACACCUUCCCCGCCGGUCCCAUGACACCCUGAUUAAACUGGGCCGUGUGAGAGCAGGGCAGCUCCUCGCUGGACAGACGCAGACAUGUGGGCCCUGCUCUCCCCAGGCCCUGCCCUGGGCCGUGAGGGCCAGCUGUUCCCCUCCCUCCAGCUCGGGGGCCAGCAGGAGGGUGGGCGCUGGAUCGGGCUCGGAGCCCCCUGGUUGAGAUGCACGAGUCUGAUGUCUCAGUUGGUCAGAAGGUUCAUUGAGAAACCCCCUCUUAACUCUUGCCCAUGUGGGAAUUCGAAUGACUGGUUUGGGGUUUUUUUCCCCUGUUUAAUGUAAUUGCCUGCUACAACCUAUGGACGUGAAGGGUUUGGGUGGAGGCUAGUUCCCUACUAUGCACUCCCCACCAGUGGUCAGUAGACACCCUAGUUCUUGCCACCGUGCUCCAGGGAGACAGUCCCGUUAGAGGGAUGUGGAACUGUGGUUCUUGGAGAACUUCCCUACCUCCUUAUGGUUGGUUCUGGAAGGACCAGCCCCUUUAGGAAACCUGAGGCCCCCUAGGCCCAUGUGCACCUGGUCAGGCCAGCCAGCAGCAGCAACCCAGUGACCUGUAUUGGAGAGCUCUGGGCUAUCCAGGAGUCGGUGGCCUUGGCCUCGAAAGCCUAGAGGAGAGCCCUCAGGCUGUUAGAGACUCAGCUCCGGGAAGCAUUCCAGAAGGUUCUGUGGACCUCGGGCUUUCAGACCUGGCCCCGGGGCUCCCAGGCGCUCAGCGUGGCUCUCUGUGAACUUGGACACAAGUGUCCACUCUGCACAGAUCAUGAUCAUCCCCUAAAGACGAGGGUGUGCAACACAGCCUCUGUCAGCCAGCAUGUUCUCAGCGGGAGCAGGGCCCUGUGUGCCCGAGACCAAUCCCUCUGCCCCUCCCAUUCAGAGCGGGGGCCCCCCCUGGCAGCUCGCCCCAUGGGACCAGAGCCAUUUAGCCAGCUUUAACAUCCAGAAUCAUGGAACUCUCUCCCACCCUGGGCAAGAACCAUCCUCAGCUGCUGAUACAAAAAGAGGCGUUUUCUGGGGACAACAGCCGGUAUGAAUGUGUGUGAAAGAUGGUCGGUAGAAGGCUGACCACUCGUCAGCUUACAACUGGGUGAGCGGUGUGGGUAAUCACUGAGGAUUUCCUAGAUAGCGGAAAACUCAGGAAGGAAUGACCUGGAAGGUUUGUGUUGCGUGUUCCUCCCAUCAGCCAAAAGGAAACUCAUCAGAGCCGUUAAGCAGAGCUGAGAUCAUCUACGCACAGCCCUCCAGAGGCUCGGAGGAGGCCCGAGUGACUUCUGAGGGAACAUUCUGCCAGGUGAGCCAGGUCCAGGUGAGCGAAACAAGCCGGCUGUUCUCCGCAGAUGGAGUGGGGAGUGUCUGGGGGCCCUGCUGUCAGCUCGUGGGGGUCAGAGGACCCGAGGGACCCUGUGUCCUAGAAAGGCAACGUGGUUUCUCUCUUCCGCGUGUGUGCCGACGGAGCCACUGCACGUGCACUUUGUUGGAAUCCCGAGUCCCACAGCGCUGCCUUCAACACAGAGCCCUCCUCGACCAGAUCCUCCAGGACUGUCUGGAAGCUCCAGCUGCCCCAGAUCCCAGCCCCCCGCAUUUGGGUCCCUCCACAGCAGUCAGUUUGACACCAGCUGACAGGCUGCACAGUCUGAUCUGUUCCCAAGGUGUCUCCUCUCCGGCUGUACCAGAUCCAGAAUGGAACCACUGCCCCGACACCCCCCAGGGCCAAGGGUUCCGAUCAGCCAGCCUUUUCUGGCGCCUGACCCGAACACAUCUGAGUGCGAGUCUGGUCUCGCCUUCUCCAGCCGCCCCACCAGGAGCCAGCUUUGACAUUCUGUGCACGGAGUUUAAAAAAAAGAGCCAAAAAAAAAAAAAGGCAUCCAUAGCUACGGCGGACAGAUGCUGAGCUGGGAGAUACAAAUGCACUCGCAGCCCGUAUUUAAAAAGGAGAAACUCUGCCUCCCCAUUUUUUUUUUUUUUUUUUUUCUUUCUGUACGCGGGCCUCUCACUGUUAUAGCCUCUCCCGCUGCGGAGCACAGGCUCCGGACACACAGGCUCAGCGGCCACGGCUCACGGGCCCAGCCGCUCCGCGGCAUGUGGGAUCUUCCCGGGACCGGGAUACGAACCCGUAUCCCCUGCAUCGGCAGGCGGACUCUCAACCACUGCGCCACCAGGGAAGCCCUGCCUCCCCAUUUUUUAAAGCUUAAUUAUUCAUGGAAAACUUGCCCUGUUCUCCCAAAAUGUGGAUUGUAAAAAGCAUGUUCCUGGGGGCCCCACGGGGACCCUCCAGGCUGCUUGCUCUCUGUACCUCCGUUUUCGUGAUCCUGCAGAAACCCUGAUCUUCAAUUGCUUUGAUUUCAGCUCAGACAUGCAUGUGACAUGCACAUUACAGCACCUCCUCAAAGCCUUAACUUUGGAAUCACAUGGAAUGUUCUGCAGUGAUUAGUCCAUCCAGCUGCUCAAAAUACUCCUGCCCUGCUCUCCAGGGUGGCGGGAUGGACUUAGAAGGGGCAGACUCCCCAGCUCCUAGAGAAGGAAUAAAACACCGAGGUCCAGGCAGAGAUCCGGGACAAAUGCCAGCCCCUGAGGAUGUGUCAUCAUCUGCCCAUCAAUCCACCUCCAAUUCAGAGGGUGGGAAAUGCCCUGGGACCCAUCGCGGGGAAAGACAGCCCUUCAGAAAGGAGCAGUUGGCAUUGCUUCUCUCUCCUCGAUCAAAUUAGAAGAUUGUUUGGAGCCUCCAAAGUCGGCGUCUGAGAGAGGAAGCCGCCCCCCAUUCUGAAAGGAACUGAAGGGCCCGUCUCUCCAGACGGCCUUGACCCUCUGGUACCCCACCUGUACGGGGAGGGAGAGGCCCCUCCAGGUCCCCUCUGCACAGCCAGGCUGUCUGCUCAGGGGCGGCUUCAGCCAGAAUGGGCCGCGGCAUCAGCCGGGUCCAUCUCUGCCAUCUUAUUUGCUCCCUCCUUUUCCCCGAGAUAAAGGAGACCCAGGAAAAGCAGGGCUGGGUAGAGACAUCUCUCCUUAAUAGAGAAAACCAAAGCUCCCAGAAGGGCGGUCCGAGGCUGAUGGAAACCUCGCCCAGAAGCGAGCUUUCCCAGCUCCCGCCGCAGCUGGUCUGGAAUCCUGGCUUGAAACAGCCCAGCCUCUCUCCACAGUCAGGCCCUGGGCGAGGCGGCGGCUUUCCUGGAAAAGGCUCUUAAAGCCCACGGUGGUCACCAGGCCCAUCCAAGGGCUUCCUGGCUACAAAAGGCAUCACCUGAUUGAGCUGUAGAGACAGUACCAUCUUGGGAGACCUGGCAAGGGCGUGAAGGGUGAGGCGGAGGGACGCGGACCAGUGUUUGUGGACAAGGUCUGGUCACACAGCAUGGGGCCUACUGAGAUGUGUUCUUUGAUAACCGCUGGACUUUACGGGCUGUGCUGUGCCUUUAAAACAACAGAGGCAAUCAGAGCUGUUUAAGUCUGUCCCUGGGAUUGAUAACACAGAUGCAGCUACUGCCCAGAGGCAGCAGGCACUGGAGGCCCAAGAAUUAAUCCCCAGGUUCUGGGCUCAGAAUCAGGAAACAGGAAUGAAGACCCACCCGCCAGCCCAGUUGAUCCGAAGCACUCCUAACACCCUGAACUAGGGCUCUGCGGCCCGGGCGAGCCGGUGGCCUGCCCUCCUCUUUUUCUCCUAUUUCCUCAGGACACAGUUUGCCCACUGGAGGACCAGGUCACAGGGUUUCAGGCCUUGGCCCCCCACACCACCUGCUCACCCUCACAGGGGGUGCCACCAGCUGGCCCCCUCACCUGGAGGCCAGGCCCUGACCUCGGGCCCCGGCAGACCUCCCCUAACCGGUCACGCCUGGCAUCCUUCAUCCCUCAGUCUGAAGUUGGUACCAGCGCCCAUUCAUGGGAGGUGCUCUCCCCCAAAGGGGCCACCUUGCCUGGCGUGUCACUGACAGUAAAGAACAGGCUGGAUUCUCAGCCUCAAGCUGCGUGGACAUCCCCCAGGACCUGCAGAGAAGGACCCUGCCUGGGAGCAUCAGAUCGGCUAAGAGGCACCCUAGAAGGAGCACGCCCUGCUCGAGCUUCAACCCCAAAGGCAAUAACUAUCUUGACCCUGUCUCGGUGUUUCCCUUGGGACGCUGCCACCCACACUGGACCUUCCCCCAGGCUGGGCGCACCUGGCACGCAGGCAUCUGCUCACGAGCAAGGCCUUUUGCAACGAUCAUUUUUCACAAUAUUGUGUAUUUCAUUAAAGCUAACAUUAAAUGUUUGCUGUUCAGAUUGGCUUCUGUGCUAAUUUUGCACAACUGUAGCACUGUAUAUUUUAUCUAACAUUCCCAUGCCAAAAAAUUCAUUUUUCAUGUUUCCCUAAAAGGUGGUCUUGAUUACGUUUCCAAAAUAAAACUUCGGCUACUGGAUCGAUAGAAGUGAGGGUGGAGCCUUGCCGAUCUCCGUGCUCUGAGCAGAGCAGCUGUGGGCUCAUCCCACAGUGACUGAAACGCCCCUGCCCAGUUCGUGGCGGGAUUUCUGACCUUCCCUUCCGCCAUGCCCAUUGCCUGGAUGGGUAGUUCUCAAGUCUGUUAAGGAGCCCUCACUUUCAUCUCUGAAUCCUAAUAACCACAUUAAAUGGGUUUCCUUAUCUACCCAAUCAGUUUAGGAAGAGAAGUGGAAAGAAAAAUCUGGUUUCUCUAAAAGAUGGUUGAGGCUAUAGCAAGGAUGAGCGACCCCACUCUAAGGACAAGCUGGACCCAUGAGUGUUUCGAGGUCCAGGGAUUCAGUUCUUACUGGCACAUAAAUGUUUUGCCAUCAUCACUGAAAACCACUAGCUGACCCACCCAGGCUCCCCGCCUGCCCUCGAAUCCCAUCAGGUCUGCCUCCUGCUUUCAUGAACUGCAAGGGAAGAAGCCAUGCACCUCCGACGAUUCUUUCCACCAUCACCUGAGACCAUACAAGGGGACGCCCUUGCAAAAACUGGGACUGAGGACAUGGAAGGUUACAAAAUGGGGGAUCACACGUUUGCACCCAGAGUUGCUAGCACCUGAGCUGGAGAACAGGCAUAGCCAGGAGUGAGGGGGUGCUGGAUUUUUUAUUAUCUAGGAUUCAUCCUAGAAAGAAUGUCUCUGCCUCUGCAGCCUUAGUGGCACCAUCCCUGGCAUCGCCAUUUGGUAGAACACUUUGCUUAACUCAUCAGAUGCUGACUUCUUGGAGGAGGGAGUCUUUUGACUACACGUGCCAUGGUGACCCAGCCGGAGUCACCCACGAUCGGGUCCCAGUGAGCCAUCUGUCGCAGGGAACAAGGCGACAAAUCUAGAGUCUAGCGUCUGGAUGUGAGGCCUAGAAGCCCGCGGAUUCGCUCUGAAACACAUAGUAUUAUCUUAACUACCCUGUUCUGUUAAGGUUUACACAAUAGAAUUUUUAAACAAAUGUGUUUAAUUUUCUAAAAUCUCUUGUAUUAAAAUUUUCUUUUGGAAUAAGCUGUGGUAAUUUUGUUACAAGCUGGUUAAGACACACCUCUUUACAACUGACAACAUUAAAACAGUGACAUUUUCUAAAUUAGA